Messenger RNA from Sorex fumeus (smoky shrew), 4089 nucleotides. It is a transcript of the gene NALF2, whose product is annotated as NALCN channel auxiliary factor 2. Gene Ontology annotation, cellular component: plasma membrane. The transcript has 3 exons. Gene Ontology annotation, biological process: calcium ion import across plasma membrane. The record is from RefSeq and is a predicted model, not a curated record. Bases 7 to 1431 code for a protein of 474 amino acids. Gene Ontology annotation, molecular function: stretch-activated, monoatomic cation-selective, calcium channel activity. NCBI's taxonomy places the organism in Eukaryota, Metazoa, Chordata, Mammalia, Eulipotyphla, Soricidae.
UGAAAUAUGUUCAGGGGCGCUUGGAUGUGGCCCGGGAAAGACGCUGCCGCGCUGACUCUCUGCUGCUGCUGCUGCUGCUGGGCUCCCAGGCCGAGCGACAAACCUUGCGCCGACUCCGAGCGGGCGCAGCGAUGGCGACUGUCCCUGGCGUCCCUGCUCUUCUUUACCGUGCUGCUCGCUGACCAUCUGUGGCUGUGCGCUGGGGCCCGGCCCCGGGCCAGGGAGCUGAGCAGCGCCCUGCGGCCGCCGUGGGGGACCGGCCGCGAGAGGCGGCCGGCGCCUCCCCGCGCGGUGCUGCCGCUGCCGCCGCCGCCGCCGCCGCCCAGCGAGCCCGGCGCGCGCCCAGGCACUUGCGGCCCCCGUUACAGCAAUCUGACCAAAGCCGCCCCCGCCGCCGGUCCCGGGCCGGACUGCGGCGGCGCCCCCGAGCCCACGGGGCUGGACGCAGCUUGCACCAAAUUGCAAUCCUUGCAGAGACUUUUUGAACCCACCACCCCAGUUCCUCCUCUGCGGCCCCCUGACUCACCUCCCCGCAUCCCAGCCACAUUUCCCACCGCCAAAAAAAACUUGCUCAAAGGUCACUUUCGGAACUUCACUCUCUCCUUUUGUGACACCUACACGGUCUGGGACUUGCUGCUGGGCAUGGACCGCCCCGACAGCCUGGACUGCAGCCUGGACACCAUGCUGGGGGACCUGCUGGCGGUAGUGGCCAACCCGGGCUCCGGAGCCUGGGAGGUGUGUAGCAACUGUAUCGAGGCUUACCAGCGGCUCGACCGACAUGCUCAGGAAAAAUAUGACGAGUUCGACCUCGUGCUACAUAAAUACCUACAGGCAGAAGAGUACUCAAUCCGGUCCUGCACGAAAGGCUGUAAGGCAGUCUACAAGGCCUGGCUGUGCUCAGAAUACUUCAGUGUGACCCAGCAGGAUUGUGAGCGCUGGGUGCCCUGCAAGCAAUAUUGCCUGGAGGUGCAGACUCGGUGCCCCUUUAUACUCCCUGACAAUGCGGAAAUGGUGUACGGAGGGCUUCCUGGUUUUAUCUGUACAGGUUUGCUGGAUACAUCACCAAAGCGGCCGGAAACCAAGUGCUGUGAUGUGCAGUGGGUCUCGUGUGAAUCAGAGAAGAAGAAGUUCAAGGAGUCUGAGGCCCCUAAAACUCACCACCAGCAAUUCCACCACUCCUAUUUCCACCACUACCAUGAACAGUACCACCACUACCACACCCACCAUGAACCUCCAGGCUAUGGCAGCCACAAGCCCCCCCUGCUGCAGGUCUCUGGGGGAUCCCGCCUCAGCCCCAGCAGGAUCCGGCUCUACAUCCUUUUUCUCAUGCUCCUCCAUACCAUGGUGUCCUUCUCCAGUAACCAGGGUGGUGGAGGACUAGGGCUGGAGGCACUGCCUGCCCUAGAUGAGGGCCUGACUCGGGAAGAGUGACAACAGAAAGGAGGACAGAACUCCACCACACACUGACAUCAGCUCCAGCCCCCCAGGUGGAGGGGGAGGGGGCUCUUCCUGUGGGAGGUAUAGGGAGGUAUAGGACCAGGUGGGGGAUGGGGAAGUAGGGAACUAAAUAUCACCCCAGUGUACCCCCCAAAAAAAGCAGCUCUAGCAGAAUCGCCAGAAGGCCCCAAGGAGCUGCCCAACUCAUCUGGGAGAAAAAAAGCAGGAGCAACAGGUACCUUCUCCCAUGUCCCCACCUAUGGGACUAAGCAAAAAAUAAAAAGAAAGGUGGGGGCUAGAAAAGCCCAUCUCUAUUGAGAGUCCUGGCCCCAUGGAAGGAGGCUGUUCAUUCAGCUUUGGCCCUGCAGGGAAUGUUGGGGGGCACAGAGGGGAGAAGCUCCUUCCCCCUUCCACAUUCCUUUUGUUGCCACGAUCCUUAAUUCCCUCCUGCCCAUACCCCUACAGGCAAUGGCAGACGGUGCAGUGGCCCUUCUCCCACUCCAGCUCACCUAGCCCCAUGUGGAGCCACCACAGUGAAGUGUCAGGUUGGAAGAUAAGGUACACAGAGUCACAGCUAGCCCCAGUUGAGUUUGGCCCCACCACCUUAGGCAAUUAGAGGUAGGAAUGAGGUGCAUAAUUAGCAUUUGGAGAGAGUUGGAAAAGGGAAGGGAGAAAAGUCUUUCAAGAGGCCUCAGAGAAACAGCCAAAUAUGCUGUUGCUACCUGAGAUGGGGGAGGUAGGUGAUAACUAUUAAGUCAAACUCAAGAGUGACUCCCCUAGCCUGAGAGAAUUACUCAAGGAGCCAUUUAGGGAAAGAAUGCAGAAACAGGUUGCUGGGGCUCAAAACAGAAGUCUGAGGGCACAAGGUCAGACUGCCAGUGUCUGAAGGGCCAUAUCUUACAGAAGGUGCACAUACUUCCAAGGGCCACUCUUGCCCUGGAGAUCUUGGCCUUGGAGCCAAAAACAUUUUCAUUUCUGAUCUCCAUGGGGAGGAGGGACUUAGGCCCAAGUGAGUCAGGCCUGGCCUGGGUCUGCAAAUGCCCUCAUAAUAUACUAGCCCAGGCCUUCAUGAAGGAGAACCUGGUGGCAUGGACCCAGGGCUCUCCAGAGAUGAGCCUCCCCAAUCUCCAUCCUGUCCUUGUCCCCAGCCUACCAAAGAGUAUCCACCCCUUUCCAUCCCAAUUAUGGAAAACCAGUCUCCUCACCCUGUAGCAGGUCUCCUGGUCCAACUACCCCUGCCCCUGGCUAGAGAAAAUCCAGAAACUGACAAGAGGACCCACAGAAUAAAGAGAAUAAAGAGAAUACUGGGGCCGACCCGAGUUCGAUUCCUCCGCCCCUCUCGGAGAGCCCGGCAAGCUACCGAGAGUAUUGGAUAUGCCAGAUACAGUAACAACAAAGUCUCCAAUGGAGAUGUUACUGGGCCCGCUCGAGCAAAUCGAUGAUCAACGGGAGGGCCUUUACUUUUACUUUACUUUCCUUGGCUGAGAGACUUGAAAUGUUCAGUCAGGCCAGAGGACUGAAGUACAAGAGACAUUGUGAGCCCUUUGUGGACCUUUAGCUUUGUGUCCACUUUCUGGGAGGCAGAAGCCACAUUGCCUGGGGCAUCUAAAAGCUAAAAGGAGCCACAAGAAAGGGAGACAGAACUGUGUUCCUGAGACAUGUUGAAAAGCUCUCAGUGCCAGAAGACCUAUGGUGUAGGAUGUGAUAUACAUGAGUAAAGGAGAAUGGUGGGCCUAGACUUGUGUUACAGUGAAACCAAAACGAGGAUGGGAGAGGAUAAGUAGAACUGGUUCACUUGAGAAUGAAAGGGUAGGCUCUCUAAUAAAGAGGGAGUCUCAAGAGCUGCUGGGUCCCAGACUAGGCUUAAUGAGACUGUGGAGUCUUUCCUGCCAGUUUUCUCAUUUCUCAAAAGUGUGUCCCCUCCCAACCCUGACCCCUGUGCCCUGCUCUCACACUCCCCUGUUUUGUCCUCAGCACUUCAGGCCUAGCCACACACCCCAUCCCUAGAGUGCUCUUUUCAACUGGGGAGGGGAAGAGGUGCUGGCUCCUUUCCAGAGAUGCUUAUGUAGAUUUGAGACCCUAGGUACUGCCUUCAAACUCCUGCAUCCUCAGGAGGGGAAAAGGAACUGACAAGUAAAGGGGGACCUUAGGGUCCCAGAGAAUGGACCCUUGGAGACUCCCAUCCUCUCUUCCUCUUCACCAAGUGCCCAGGAGACCCCUGGUUCAGACCAGCCCAGGGCCUUGCCCAGCGGCAGGGGAAAGGGGCACCUCACUCCACCUCAAAGUCAUUUGACUCCCCGUCCACCCUACCACCCAGACUUUCCACCACUACUCCAGCUUCCCCAGCCCUGUCACAGGCAACAGAGCUGGGUAGCUUUCUUAUGCCAUUUUCUACACUGUGCUUCAUGAGUAGAACUUUCUUGCACUAGUUCCUAUGACUGAGUCUCCAAGCUGGAUUCCUUGUAGUUCCCUGUCCCUUCCUUCCUCACCCAGCUACGAUUCAGUUGUCUUUUCCCUCCCUCUCCACAGCCUCUGUGUUUAGGUGAGAGUCUCUGUAUGUGUACUGCUUUCUGUUUUGUUGCACUGUGGGGCAGAGGCCUCUCUGCUCUUGUUUAACCCCAUAAAGAAAUAAAUGGUAAGACUUGAUGAUAA